Oreochromis niloticus (Nile tilapia) is the source of this 1351-nucleotide messenger RNA. Its product is annotated as protein CXorf40A. NCBI's taxonomy places the organism in Eukaryota, Metazoa, Chordata, Actinopteri, Cichliformes, Cichlidae. The record is from RefSeq and is a predicted model, not a curated record. The transcript is spliced from 3 exons. The coding region runs from base 316 to 783 and encodes 155 amino acids.
CAGCCGCCAGAGCGGAAGUGCGAAAAAUCGGGUUUCCGGUACGGAUCGUGACAACAAGCAGUGGGAUUUCUGUUUGAGUACCGCGGGGUUAAAGGUCACAGCGUCACCGACAAACACACACACACAGCCGAGAAGAAGCUCCGAGUGCCAACUGUCUGCUAACCAGCGGCUUCCUGCUCGAGUGAGUCUCUGCUCCUGUACCGAGAGCCCUGCGUGCCAAAAGUAACAGCAAGACCGUUGUGGUGAAGGCGGAACAAGCGGCUCGGCUCCAGUUACAGUCCGUGCAUCCUGUAGGGGUGCACUUGUUUUGCAGACAUGGCGGUGCAGGUGCGGUGCCUGUCGUUCCGGCAGCCCUAUGCCGGCCUGGUUCUGGACGGGGUAAAGACAGUGGAGAGCCGCUGGAGGCCGCUGCUUGCUCCACUGGAGAACCAGACGCUGGCGGUCCACGUGGCUCAGCGUGACUGGGAGGGGUCGGAGUGGAGGGCAGUGCUAAGCGGCCUGCUGGGGAUGAACGGCGCUCAGAUCGAGGCGCUUCUGGAGUCCGGGGAGCGGUUCGGCCGCGGCGUGGUGGCAGGAUUGGUGGAUGUGGGCCGGACCUGGCUUUGCCCCGCCUCCCUGCAGGGGAUGGAGCUACAGUGCCUGGAGCAGUCGGCCGUGCUGAUUGGUCUGCAGGAGAAGCACCUGACUAACCUGUCCAACCCUCGCUGGCUGAAGGCCCCGCUGAGAGCUCCAGGAGGUCGCGACCUCUGGACCAUAGAGAUCCCAGCAAAAUUGUUACCGUGACAACACAUACGUAACCUGCCCGAGCACCGAGGCUGAUGCUGGAGCGACACAGAGGAGAACUACAGAUCCCAGCUCUGGCACAGGAAUACUUCUCUGUCAUUGUACUUUGAUUUUUACAGCUGAUCAUUGAUCAAAGUGAGCUCUGUGUGCAGCUCACCUUUAACAGUUUACCUGGGAGAAGGCGGUUCAUCGAGGACGAGGACGGACACUGCCCUUUGAAAGUUUGGGAGAAGCAGUCCUGGGGGGUGGGGUCAAGCGAGGUAACAGGCUCUUCCAUCUCUGAGGGUGGGGUGGGGGUCAGACCAAUGAUCUGAGCUCCUGAGGCCGUCAUCCCGGAGCACCAGAAGCUAACAGCAGCUCCAUAAGAGUCCAACCUGUCCAGUUCUUUGUUUCUUUGAAAUGAUGGAACUUGUCUAAUCCCAGAUAUGUUUAAUUUUGUUGAUGUGUGGGGAUUAAAAUGGCAACAACUGUUGCCAGUGGGUUAAUAAGGACACCUUCCAAAUGUCCAGUGUUUGUAAAUAACCUACCUGUAUGUUACACUGAAAUUAAAAGGUAAUAUUUUGCCAUG